Molecule: messenger RNA, 1487 nt
Organism: Marmota flaviventris (yellow-bellied marmot)
Lineage: Eukaryota; Metazoa; Chordata; Mammalia; Rodentia; Sciuridae
Gene: Sap30
Product: Sin3A associated protein 30
Biological process (GO): regulation of DNA-templated transcription
Cellular component (GO): histone deacetylase complex
Molecular function (GO): transcription coregulator activity; protein binding
Source: RefSeq, a predicted model, not a curated record
GCCGCGCUGUAUUUAUUUGGUGCUUCAGUGUUUGGUCAAGUUGAGGCAGAGCGCCUGGUCCCCCGAGUUCCUGACUCAGGUUUCCACAAAAGCGUGGUUGUACGAAACACCCCGAAACUUUUCCACACGCUCACUUGUCUCUCUCUCUCACACACGCACACAUAAACACACAAUUUGUGCUUCUCAGGAAUCGGCCGACUGACGGAACACCAACUCUGCAAAAGAACAAUAGCUGAACACAUCCCACCUUCCCGGGAGAAACAGGAGGCAAGACACCCUAACACCGCACUCCCCUUUGCCGGGUGCUUAAAAACAAAAAAAGGCCGGCCAGUCGCCGCACGCUGCAUGCCGGGAUGAGUAGUUUCUCCAAGCCGCCAGGCGCCGGGUUCAGAACACAGGCGCCACACGACUCUCGGUCCCAGCCACAAGCGCUGUCCACUGUUCAUCGCCGACGGAGACAAGCAGGCCGGGGAUACUUGGUGUUUGGCCGACGACCGCCGAACUUGGGGUGCCGAGUGCAUUGCCGCCGCCGGGUAGGGCGCCUGAGGGACCUGGCCGGGAGAGGCGGAGCGGGGAUUUCUGUCAGCGCCAGCGCCCUUGAGCACCUAGACAUGAACGGCUUCACGCCUGAGGAGAUGAGCCGCGGCGGGGACGCGGCUGCCGCCGUGGCUGCGGUGGUUGCGGCUGCAGCGGCCGCCGCCUCCGCCGGGAACGGGAACGCUGCAGGCGCCGGGGCUGAGGUACCCGGCGCCGGGGCGGUCUCAGCGGCUGGGCCCCCGGGGGCGGCCGGGCCGGGCCCCGGGCAGCUAUGCUGUUUACGGGAGGACGGUGAGCGGUGCGGCCGAGCGGCUGGCAAUGCCAGCUUCAGCAAGAGGAUUCAGAAGAGCAUCUCCCAGAAGAAGGUGAAGAUCGAGCUGGAUAAGAGUGCAAGGCAUCUUUACAUUUGUGAUUAUCAUAAAAACUUAAUUCAGAGUGUCCGAAACAGAAGAAAGAGAAAAGGGAGUGAUGAUGAUGGAGGUGAUUCACCUGUUCAAGACAUUGAUACUCCAGAGGUUGACUUAUACCAAUUACAAGUAAAUACACUUAGGCGAUACAAAAGACACUUCAAGCUACCAACCAGACCAGGACUUAAUAAAGCUCAACUUGUUGAGAUAGUUGGUUGCCACUUUAGGUCUAUUCCAGUGAAUGAAAAAGACACCUUAACAUAUUUCAUCUACUCAGUGAAGAAUGACAAGAACAAAUCAGAUCUCAAGGUUGAUAGUGGUGUUCACUAGGAGAGAUGGCGUUAAGUCUAAUAUGUGGAUGUUCAGAUGUUAAGACUGUUUACUGUUUUUUCACAUGUAGAAAUGUUCUUUGUGUAUUUUUUCUACAGAGAAUUUUCUCUGGUUUUAUUUCCUUUGUUUCUGAUUCUAAUAAUUAGCUGGAAACUCAUGUAAAAUGAGCUUCCUAGAUUAAAAAUAUUUUAAAUAAAGGUUAUUACUAUUAUA